AUGCGGUACGCGUUCUUGCUAUUCCUUUUGGUAGUGGUUGAGGCCGCUUUCAUCCAAACACAAUCAUGUUCUUUCAAGUCCAAGCAAUAUGUGUUUGCUCCGGCUCUUGUAGACGUUGCCUUAGACGAGGACCACGAUCUCCUCAAGUUCUUUGUCAACUCACAAGUUCGAAACGAAUCCGCAGGAAACAAUAUUGUGGUAAGUGAUGUCAAUUCCACCACUAAUCUUUUCACGACUUUACAUGUGCUAAUAACGUACCAAGGAAAAGUUGUUGUCAAUGAAAAUAGACGGCUUUGCGACCUUUUGAUGGUGAAAAAAUCACCUCAGUUCUACAACUCGCCCCGUUUCAAUAAGCCAGCAUCUUCUUCCACCCGUUCAACAUUCCGUCCUUUUCCCACUGGUUUCAUCCAUAAUGUCUCAGAUGGCUCCCUGUUCUCCAAACGAGAUCGUGACACUAAGCGCAAAUUCCCCUACCUCUCCGACUCAAACUCCACCAUCAGCAAUCUUUUCUCCAACAAAACAGGAAACCUAGUCCAAUGUCCAUUAUACGACCAAGACUCAGUUGCAUUCUACUACCAAGUAGAUGUCUCCAACUACGUGCGAAGAAUUGGCUCCUACAGUGCCAAGUUCACCAUUGUUUCAAAUGAUAGUAAGGGCAGCGUAUUGGGCUGUUUCCAGAUAUACGUUACGCCGGUCAUUUCCGAUUCAAUAAUCGAUUCCAUCGUGAUCGCAGUGUUGGCUCUCUUCUUAGUCACUGGCCUCAUCAACUUUUUCACCGUCAUCUACUCGUCGUACCAAGAAUCAUCAAAUCCGUUUCUUUUCAUGGCCUCGACAAUUUGCAACCGAGGGUUGUUGAAACAAUUGGGGGCCACCGUCCAGCUAAUUGCUGUCUACUUCCAGUUUGCAUUUUUCAUCGGUGCUCUUGAUCUUCAAUACCCGGGGUUCUAUCAGCCGAUGGUUUCCAGCAUACGAUGGUGUUCGUUACUUGGUUUCAAUUUCAUUGGCUCCCUGGGUGUCACAGGACGACACCGUGAUAAUGUAUACUUCACCCUCAACAUCGGCGGACUCAAAACCUUGGCAUCAUACACUUCCAUCCACCUGAGUACCAUUGCGUGGCCCAAUUUUAUGAUCUCUUUGGCAGUUUGGUUCGUUAUUCUUAUUUUGGUGCAACAAGGGUUUCUCGUUCUAAAUUACUUUAUGGAAUGGUUACGACCCAAAUCAAGAUGGAUCCUGAUAAUAACUGGGUGGAAAAGGUUCAUUGCAUUCAGAGACUUCGACACAAAGAGAGACAUCUCUUUCAUUCUAGGACAACUUGUCAGCCAUUUUAUGUUACUUUUCGGAUUUCCAUUUCUCGUGCUCACUUCCUACGUGAUGGUCGAAGCCGCUAAUCUUAAUGGAAGACACAAGUUCCCUUUUAUUUUCCAGGACGUGAGACGUGCUGCUUAUUCUGAAACAAGCACAUACCAGCAACUAUUCGCCCCGCUACUGGCGUUUGCUCAACACAAAAAGCCACCAAAAGGCUUGAAUUCCACAACCACAUUUAACACCACAAAGGCACUCGCAAACACCCUCAUCCCAUUACGCAACUCCACGCUCAACUCGAACGUUCCGCUCACAAGAGACCCAAUAGCUUCGGCGUUCCGCUCGUAUAGAAACGUUUCUACUCCAAUUGUUGCGCUAUCAGUGAUUUUUUUCGCUCUUUGGAUUGGUCUUGCAUUUUACUUGAUAUUCGGCUACAUUGUCAAAAUUUCUCAGUGCAGAAUCACCCAGAAUGACAGGGUCAAAAAACUCUAUACUUCAGUGAAAACCAUUUUGAUUUGGUCGCCGUUUUAUCACCUGUACCAUCCGAACAAGGUGUAUUUUGUGAUUAUUGAUCUUCUUACGUUGAUGUUCCGUCUGUUGAUAGUCGGCUGUCUUCAAACUAACGGAGCUUACCAAGUUGGAGCUCUAAUUGUUCUUGAAGUCGCAUACGUGAUAUUGCAUUUUGGAAUCUGGCCGUUUUUCGUCGACUUUUCAUUGUGCAGCACAAAGACCAUCAUACCACCAGCACGGUUGCUAGUGACUUUUCUUUGCAUUCCUUUGAUAAGAGAGCUCAAUUACUCUGAAGAUAUGAGGUCAAGGGUAGCAUUUGCACAUUUUGGUGUACAUUUGUUUGUGGUGGUGGUGUUUCUUGUGCAAUUGGUCUAUGGUGUUGUGAUUACCAUAAGGUCCAUUGUCAAAGCAAAACGCUCACUGGACCUGACUGGAAGCAAUUUGAAAAAACACACCAGCUAUGAUUCAUUCGCAGCCGCUUUUGAUUACCAGCAUGUUUUGCAAAAAAAGAAAAUGCCUGCGGUAGAUGAAGAUGUCAACUCUGGUUCCGUCAACGACUCAGUUUCUGAAGUGUUAUACUACCGCUCAGGAACCAUAUUCGAAGCCCGCAGUGAUGAUCUGGACUCUAUCGCGCUGCUGAGAUCCAUCAUUUUCAAAGGCACUUCCGACCAAGCAGAGUCUGUUACUGUCGCCAACGAUACUUCAGAUGAAGCACAGUCUUACACGCCAAAGAGAAACGACUAUACUUUCCGAGAAGCAGAUCUUAUUUACCGCAAAUAUUUCACUGGUGAUCUGGUUGAUCCAGAUAUCAAAGCAAUGUGGGAUGCCAGACAAAUUUGGGAUACCCAGGAACUGCGAAAUAAUAAGGAAAUUAUGGAGAAAAUACAGUCACCGCAAACCAAUAAUGGGCCUGCCGGUCGUUUGUGCAAUCUUUUUGGCAAAAAACAACCCGUUGAGCGAAGCUUUCAUGUUUCUCGUCCACGCAAGUUGAUAGUGAAAAAAUUAGAGGAUGACGGAAAUUCACUGUUGACCAGUGAUUCCACCUCUACUAAGUAG
Molecule: messenger RNA, 2868 nt
Organism: Meyerozyma guilliermondii ATCC 6260
Lineage: Eukaryota; Fungi; Ascomycota; Pichiomycetes; Serinales; Debaryomycetaceae
Exons: 1
Coding region: 1-2868 (955 amino acids)
Biological process (GO): transmembrane transport
Source: RefSeq, a predicted model, not a curated record